Molecule: messenger RNA, 2515 nt
Organism: Malurus melanocephalus (red-backed fairy wren)
Lineage: Eukaryota; Metazoa; Chordata; Aves; Passeriformes; Maluridae
Gene: VTI1B
Product: vesicle transport through interaction with t-SNAREs 1B
Exons: 6
Coding region: 178-876 (232 amino acids)
Biological process (GO): Golgi to vacuole transport; intra-Golgi vesicle-mediated transport; vesicle fusion with Golgi apparatus
Cellular component (GO): endoplasmic reticulum membrane; Golgi apparatus; late endosome membrane
Molecular function (GO): SNAP receptor activity; SNARE binding
Source: RefSeq, a predicted model, not a curated record
GUCCCAGCGGUAGCAGGGAGCCCCGGGGCCGGACUGGCGCGGCCGAUCCCGGGAACGAAUGUCCCCGCACGGUACGGUACGGCCACCGCCCCGGGACUACAGCUCCCAGCAGGCAAUGCGCGAGGAGGCCCCGGCGGCGGAAGCGCCGGGCGGAGCAGGGCCGGGGGCGCGGGGGCCAUGGCGGGCCGCGGCUCCGCGUCCUCCGAGCACCUGGAGCGUCUGCACGAGAUCUUCCGCGGGCUGCACGGAGACCUGCGGGGCGUCCCCGAGCGGCUGCGGGGCAGCGCGGCCGAGGAAAAGAAAAAACUGGUUCGAGAAUUUGAYGAGAAGCAGCGUGAAGCCAAUGAGACGCUACAAGAAAUGGAGGAAGAACUGAAAUACGCUCCUGUGCCUUUCCGCAACCAAAUGAUGAGCAARAUUCGAGCAUACAGAAGAGACCUGUCCAUGUUCCAGAGAGAGAUGAGAAGCACAGAUCUGGGAUUGGGUCGUGGAAAUCAAGGCGAUACAAAAUAUGGAAUCUUYGCCACAGAGAAUGAACAGAGUACUAAUCUGCAGUCACAGAGGGUGCUGCUUCUCCAGGGCACGGACAGCCUGAACCGAGCCAGUGAGAGCAUUGAGCGCUCACACCGAAUCGCUGCUGAGACCGAUCAGAUUGGCACAGAYAUCAUUGAAGAGCUCGGGGAGCAGCGGGAGCAACUGGAACGCACCAAGAGCAGAYUGGUGAAUACAAGUGAGAAUUUGAGCAAGAGUCGCAAGAUUCUACGUUCAAUGUCCAGGAGAGUAACCACUAAUAAGUUGUUGCUGUCAAUUAUCAUCAUCCUGGAACUGGCUAUCCUAGGAGGUGUGGUCUACUACAAGUUCUUUCGCAAGAAAUGAACCUUCCUGACCAAGAUGAGCUUUUCCACUGAUGAGGAACAGGAUGGGCUGUCUGCUCUCUUUGACUGUCUGAGAGUUGAACUGAGUCACGAGACAGCACAYUCAACUGAAACUGUAGUGACAUUUGAAAGACAGAGAAUGAGAGUAAAAAGAAACAGACUUGAACUACUGGUAAGAUUAAUAAGAAGGUAAUAAAUAUUUUAUUGUCUCAUUUUGUAUAUACUUAACUAAAUGAAUAAAUCUUGGUAUGUAAUAAAGUAGCCGCUGAUCAAUGGAAAAACUAGUUUAUUUAAAAAUUGAGAAGUUAACAGUAUUUGCCAAGUGUUGACAAUCUAUCAACUCAAGUGCCUCAGCAGAGCUCUGUAAUGUCCAGUAUACCCAAGGCUUUGGGUCCUUAAAUCCUCACUUGCUCUUCACUGUCAGAUUCAUCUGGAGAGCUGGGUGUUGGGAGUUCAUCAAAAGCGAUGUGUGCCCCUUCUCUUGUCUGCCCAAAGCACGUUGCUAUCACGUCGACUGCAAGGUGAGCAGUUGCUUUCACUGCCUCUUGAGAAGCUCCAAGCAGUGGAUUGACUUCAACCAUAUCUACAGCUGAAAGCAUUCCUGUGAAAAUGAUUUACAGCUUUGUUACUCUGACAAAGGGUACAGUCUUCAGCAAGGUUCUGUUUUCAGCCUUUUAUUCAUUGCCUCAAGUCUGGUAUUUGGGUUUGUGACCUACUCUACUCCUUAGACAAGUAAGAUUGGCUCUCGARUUAGGGAUGAGAUUACUGUUCUCAGAUGCAUAUUCAUGUAUUUAAUUUGGUUCUUUCUUACAUGAUCRCUACCUCACUCAUUCAUGCUUUCAGCAUUCAGGAAAAAUGUUUGAUGUUCCAUACACACUAAUGAGAGAAGUGUUUUUUAAGCCCAGUCCAAAUAUGAGGGGAUAUAAAAUAGCCUCACCUCAUAUUUUUCUGCCAUCUUAUUCAUGAUUCUGUUUGACUGUUGUCUGGUUGGGAUUUUUUUUACCUUCUUUUACUCUAAUGUUUAAACACAUUAAAUAAAAACUCAAUGGUGUAAAAUGAAAAGUCCUCAUAUAUUGAGUCAACUGYAGUAUAUUUUGUGAAAGCUUGAUUUGUUAGCCUUGAAUCCUAGAAUGGAACUUCAAACUAUUUACAAUUGUUUGCACCCAUUUUUGUAUUCCAGAUGCCCAUUUUUACAUCUCACCUCAUGUGUUUAGGAUUAGGGAACAGUAUUACUCAUUUUGACAYUAGUUGUUAACACAUUGUAUUUUAUUUUCUUUUUCUAAGUUGAAGUUGUUGAUGGUUAAGUUGCUUGCAACACCAAGGGACUUGCCCAACCAUAGGACUUCUUUUUCCCUUUCUGAAGGUUGAAUUGACUUUGCAGGCACCUUUGUUUUGACUACACUUACUAUCUAUUUGCACAGGAAAAACAUAACCACUAUGAGCUCUGUGUAGUUUGUCAUGUCUUUGCUUAGCCCUGUACUGCUGGUCAGCUCUUACCUGUGUUGUGUAUUUCCUCUGUGAUGUACAUGCCUUCUCUGUACGUUAAUCCUCCUAGAACAGGAGUCCCCGUUGCUGGAGCCAGUGAGGGAUCAAAAGCAUCAAUGUCAAAACUCAGAUGAAUUGGUCUCUGUCUCCUGAGA